Messenger RNA from Schistocerca cancellata (South American locust), 594 nucleotides. RefSeq names its product speckle-type POZ protein-like. Gene Ontology annotation, biological process: regulation of proteolysis; proteasome-mediated ubiquitin-dependent protein catabolic process. The record is from RefSeq and is a predicted model, not a curated record. Gene Ontology annotation, molecular function: ubiquitin protein ligase binding. Bases 1 to 594 code for a protein of 197 amino acids. The transcript has a single exon. Gene Ontology annotation, cellular component: cytoplasm. Lineage: Eukaryota; Metazoa; Arthropoda; Insecta; Orthoptera; Acrididae.
AUGGCAGCAGUUAAAGUGGUUCAACAGACCACCUGCGUGGGCCUCGGCGCCCUUCUGGACGCGGGUGAAGGCGCUGUGGUGACGCUGCUGGCGGGGGAGACGCGGCUGGCGGCGCACCGGGCCGUCCUGGCCGCCCGGAGCCCCGUGUUCCAGGCCAUGUUCCAGCACGACACGCUGGAGGCCAGCAGCGGUCAGGUCAGCAUCGCAGACGUGGAGGGCCCGGUGCUGAGGGAACUGCUGAGCUACAUGUACACCCUCGAGGCCCCCCAGCUGCCCGGCAUGGCCCCCCAGCUCCUCGCCGCUGCUGACAAGUACGGCUUGUCGGCCUUGAAGUCCAUCUGCGAGCAGCAGGUGGUCGCUCAGCUGACCGUCGAGAACGCGGCAGCCGCGGCUGUGCUGGCAGUGAGGCACUCGUGCCCAGACCUUACUGCGGCCGCCGUCGCCUUCAUAAAGGCCCGCAACAUCCAGGUGAUGGCCACGGAGGGAUGGGCUGACGCGAUGCGGAACUAUGUUGAAGACGUGAUCGUAGUCACCCAGCUGCUCGCUGAUGCACCACCGGGUCCCAGCUUAGCACGACACGAGCUACUUGUCUGA